Gossypium arboreum is the source of this 4376-nucleotide messenger RNA. RefSeq names its product putative pentatricopeptide repeat-containing protein At2g02150. Lineage: Eukaryota; Viridiplantae; Streptophyta; Magnoliopsida; Malvales; Malvaceae. The record is from RefSeq and is a predicted model, not a curated record. Gene Ontology annotation, molecular function: protein binding. The coding region runs from base 197 to 2530 and encodes 777 amino acids. The transcript has 2 exons.
UAGUGGGCUGAGAACUGAAAGCCCAAAAUCUCUAGAGAAGCAGUCGAUGGCCUACCACUAUAGUUCAUCACCCAUUAACCUAGACGCCUUCUCUGCUACAUUGUUAAACCCUAACCAAAACUCAUUCCCCAGUUCCCAGUUCUCACUUAAUCAGUCUACGAAUUUGUUUAAAAAAAAUGCAAUCUCAGCUUAAAAAAUGAAGCUAAUCUCUGCAACUCUAAGUUUCUUAACCAAAAUGCUUGUAUCUCUCCGCAAUCUCUUACACAUCAACCGCAGCAUCCCUGCCAGAGUAAGCCACCCUUUUCUUCUCUUUCAAAACCCUCAUCUCCUCAGUUUUUCUCCACCCUCCAAUAACUCUCUUGUUUUCUGCCCUUUUGUUUUGUUCACUAGUUUUUGUUUUGUGAUCAAGUUCCCAUUUGGGACUAAGUCUAAUUGUAAUACAAACAUUUUUUUAGAUGAUCUCAGUAGGGAAUCAUUGUGUAAAAUCAUUCGACAGGACCAAUGGAAUGACCCAAAGAUUGUCAGUUUAUUUGGUUCAAGCUUGGCACCCAUUUGGGUGUCUAAGAUUUUGGUUGGUUUGAAACAGGAACCUCAUUUGGCAUUGAAAUUCUUCAAAUUGGCGAAAACCCAGAAAGGGUUUAGCCCUACAAGUGAAUCUUAUUGUAGAUUAGUACACAUUUUGUUUUAUGGUAGAAUGUAUUUUGAUGCUACUGCUGUUCUUAAGGAAUUCAUUUUGUCAAGGCGUGGGGUAGUGCUUCCAGGUUGCGAUUUUUUUGAUGUUCUUUGGUCUACUAGGAAUGUUUGUCCGUAUGGUUUUGGGGUGUUUGAUGCUUUGUUUAGUGUGUUGGUGGAUACGGGAUUACUUGAGGAGGCUAGCCGAUGUUUUACGAAAAUGAAAAGGUUUAGAGUUUUGCCUAAAGUUCGUUCUUGCAAUGCUUUUUUACAUAGGAUUUGUAAGUCGGGGAGGAGGGACCAAUCUCGGAGAUUUUUGGAGGAAAUGGUUGGGGCUGGCAUCGCCCCGUCAGUUUACACCUAUAAUAUAGUGAUAGAUUGUAUGUGCAAAGAAGGGGACUUGGAGACUGCAAGAAUGUUAUUUAGACAAAUGAAAGAGAUUGGCCUAACACCGGAUGUUGUCACAUAUAACUCCCUACUUGAUGGAUAUGGAAAGGUAGGAUUUUUGGAUGAAGUCCUUUUCUAUUUUGAAGAGAUGAAGAACGUAGGGUGUGACCCUGAUGUAAUUACAUACAAUGCCUUGAUAAACUGCUUUUGUAAAUUUCAGAUGAUGCCUCGAGCUUUUGAGUUUUUUCGUGAAAUGAGGAAUAAGGGGUUGAAACCAAAUGUUGUUACUUAUAGCACAUUUAUUGAUGCAUUUUGCAAGGAAGGGAUGAUGCAGCAAGGGAUUAAAUUCUUAGUUGAUAUGAGGCGGCUUGGUCUUUUUCCCAAUGAGUACACGUAUACUUCUUUAAUCGAUGCUAAUUGUAAAGCUGGUAACCUAACUGAAGCAUUGAAGCUGGCUAAUGAGAUGUUGCAGGCAAAUAUUGCCUUGAACAUUGUUACAUAUACAACUAUAAUCGAUGGCCUUUGUGAAGCAGGGCGAACUAAGGAAGCAGAGGAAGUUUUUAGGGCAAUGCUGAAAGCUGGUUUAACUCCUAAUGUGCAAGCUUAUACUGCCCUUACUCAUGGCUAUAUGAAAGUUAAGAAGAUGGAGCAUGCAUUGAAUCUUUUGAAAGAAAUGAAGGAGAAAAGCAUUAAACCAGACCUUUUGUUGCAUGGAACUAUCAUCUGGGGACUAUGCAACGAUGAUAAAAUAGAAGAAACUAAAUGUGUCACCGAUGAAAUGAAGGCAUCUGGACUGAGUCUGAAUCCAGUCAUAUAUACUACAAUCAUGGAUUCUUAUUUUAAGGCGGGGAAAACCAGUGAGGCACUGAAUCUGCUAGAAGAAAUGUGGGACCUGGGAAUUGAAGUUACAGUUGUGACUUUUUGUGUUUUGGUUGAUGGUUUGUGCAAAAAUGGAUUGGUUCUAGAGGCAACUAAUUAUUUCAAUAGAAUGCCAGAUUUCAAUUUGCAACCUAAUGUUGCAGUUUAUACAGUAUUGAUCGAUGGCCUCUGUAAAAAUAAUUUCAUUGAAGCAGCCAAAAGCAUGUUCGAUGAAAUGCUUAGUAAAAAAUUGGUUCUGGAUACAACUGCUUACACUGCUUUAAUAGAUGGAAAUCUGAAGCAUGGGAAUUUUAAGGAAGCUUUGAAUCUGCGGGACAGAAUGAUUGAAAUGGGCAUGGAGCUUGAUUUGCCGGCUUACACUUCCCUGGUUUCAGGGUUUUGCCGAUGUGGCCAGUUAGAGAAAGCAAGAGAAUUUCUGGAUGAGAUGAUAAGCAAGCAUAUUCUCCCUGAUGAAAUUCUUUGCAUUGGUGUAUUAAGGAAGUACUAUGAGCUCGGACAUGUUACUGAAGCCAUUGAGUUGCAAAAUGAAAUGGCUAAGAUGGGUUUAAUUACUAGUCCCGUCCAUCUUGCUGUUCCGAGUGUACAAACUUAAAGUCUAAUUGUCUGGUCCUCUUGUUCAAGCUGUGUACAAAACAUGAACUGGAGGACUGGGGUGUACCAUAAAAUAGAAUAAGAAACUGUGGGCAAUCCUGGUCGUGAGAAUGCAAACAUGUUUGAGCAGAAUCGUUAAUAACGAAUCCUUACUGUGUUGUUUCUUAAUGAUGCAAAACUUUGGGCAGAAGAUGUUUUUUUGGAGCCAAAAAAGCUUUUGAUGCACUGUGCAUAGAUCGUAUGUUCCAUCCCUUGAUGCUGACUGGUAAAGCAAAGCUGCAUUUCUCAGUCCGCAACUCCGCAUACUUGUACUCUGACUGUCGGUGCAGAUAAAAAGGUUUACAGCAGAUGAUACUGUUCUCUUCAGGUAAGUUUUUAGUAUUAUAUAUUUUUCCCUUUAUUUUAUAUGGGGAAACUAGUGCCAUAAAAACUGUGAAACUGGUUUCUUUUUUCCGUUUCCAAUUCCAUAUUUAAUGAUGAAUCAUUAUUUCGGUUAUGUGUUUAUGGAUGUAUAUUUUUAUGUUUAAUUACUUCGGUUUAGAUAUCUAGGAUUGUUGAUGUGUUAUAGGUAAUGGAAUUAUUGAGCUUGUGUAAACUGACAAGGAAGGCUAUGUUUGACCUGCAAACACAGAGGAUAUCAAAUGGAGAUUGGAAUUUGAUUUCUGGGACUCCAAUGUCAAACUCAAUGGAGGAGAAUGUUAAAUGUCUUCUCCAGUUGUGGGUUUGAUGGGUAUUAGACUAAUGUAUAUCGUGUUGGAGGUAGUAGAUCUGGGUGAUGCUAUAAGCAUGACAUGGUUUGUGUGCAUCAGAGACAACAGCGAUAGCGAAGCGACAGUGGUUUGUUUUCUGGGCCCUUCUGCACCACAUUGAGGAGAUCAGAUAGCGUUGGAGUUUGAAUUAUUGAACGAGCCAAUGAAGGUUCAGAGGAUCUCUGUAUGGAAUCGGAAGAAACAUUAUCUGUUUGGGAAGCUUGGACAGUGUUAAUCUAUUAUGCCUGAUUGAUCUGCAGUUGUAGUAGGCUUGACAAGUAUAAAACAGACACAUAUCGUGUUGGCGUUGGCAUAUGUCCGGCAUGUAAAGCUCCGGGUAAAUGCCAGGAUUAUGUGCAUUGAGUGAUAUCGAAGCAGAAAGCCGGACAGGCAACGAGGUUGGUUUUUUGGGGCUUACUUCUAUGAUCCUUUGAGGAGUCGGACAAUGAACGGGUAAAUUAUAAAAAUAAUUACUUUUGUUUGCUUUAGAUUAUAUUUUAGUUGCUUAUGUUUGAAAUGUUACGUUUUAGUUGCUUACGUUAUGAUUUUGUUAGGAAGUGCCCACUCUACCAUUAAAUUUCAUUACCUCCCUAACAGCAGUUCUACGUUACAGUUUACAUAGAUUUUAAAUACCAACUUAAAUGUUCAAUUAUUGGUAUAAAAAUAAGUUUCUAUUUAAAUAAAUUUAAUUUGGACUGUCACGUAACACAUUCAAGUUGGUAUUUAAAAUCUAUUUGAAUUGUCAUGUAGAAUUGCCGUUACGUAGGUAACGAAGUUUAAUGGUAGAGUGAUCACUUCGUAACAGAACGAUAACGCAAGUAAGUAAAACGUAAUAUUUCGAACGUAAGUAACUAAAACGUAAUAUUUCAAAUAUAAAUGACUAAAAUGUAAUAUGAAGUAAAUAAAACUGAUUACUUUUAUAGUUUACCCGACAAUGAACAUGCUCGACCACCUAACUUUUUAUAGGAGUCUGAAUAGUUUGCAGAAUUAUGAAUCAUUCAUGUAAAAACUAGUUUUAAAGUUGUAAGCAUUUCAGUGAUUCGGAGCUUUAGUUUUCGAACAUAAUAAUACUCUCAGUACAGAUCACACUUUAGCAUA